Messenger RNA from Teleopsis dalmanni, 1762 nucleotides. It is a transcript of the gene STUB1, whose product is annotated as E3 ubiquitin-protein ligase CHIP. Gene Ontology annotation, molecular function: ubiquitin protein ligase activity; protein-folding chaperone binding. Gene Ontology annotation, cellular component: Z disc; cytoplasm. The record is from RefSeq and is a predicted model, not a curated record. The transcript has 7 exons. NCBI's taxonomy places the organism in Eukaryota, Metazoa, Arthropoda, Insecta, Diptera, Diopsidae. Gene Ontology annotation, biological process: protein polyubiquitination; positive regulation of proteolysis; cellular response to misfolded protein. The coding region runs from base 354 to 1220 and encodes 288 amino acids.
UAAGAAUGUUUGAAUUAAAUUGUAUUUUCACAUUCUGCAAACCAAAAUUAUGUUAAUCGUCCAAUUUAAAAUUAUUUUUGUUAAAUAAAAUGCACUACAUAUAAAUUGUUACUGUGUUUAAUAAUAAUAGCUGUGCAAACAGUCAACAUAUGUAUAAAAUCAAGAUUUCCACUAUUUCAAGACUUCCUACAACCAAAUACAACUCUGGCUGAAAAUAUUUUCAUUCUUUUGACAAUUAAAGAUCAGCAAACAGUGCAAUAAGAGUAAAGAAAUUCCGUUGGUGUUUAUUUGUGUGAGCGACUACAAAGAGAGGUAAACGCAGGAAUAACAAUUUUCUUGCAUUACACACGAAUAUGAGCAAAAGGAUGUAUUCUACAGCCAAUCUGACCGACAUCCAGCUAAAGGAGCAGGGCAAUCAAAUGUUUUUGGCACGUAAAUACGACGAUGCUAUUAAUCUAUAUACUAAAGCCAUAAUUAAAAAUCCAAACAAUGCCACUUGCUUUACAAACCGCGCACUCUGUCACCUUAAACUAAAGCAUUGGGACAUGUCGUGCAUGGACUGUCGUCGUGCUUUGGAUAUUGAUGGUAAUUUACUAAAGGCUCAUUUCUUUCUCGGCCAAAGUUUAAUGGAACAAGAACAUUAUGAUGAAGCAAUUAAACAUUUGCAGCGCGCUUUUGAUUUGUCUAAGGAACAGAAGCUGAAGUUUGGAGAUGAUAUAACAUCACAAUUGCGUUUAGCACGUAAGAAACGUUGGAAUGUCUUGGAAGAAAAGCGAAUUUGCCAGGAGAUUGAGUUGCAAACAUAUAUAAAUAAGCUAAUAAAAGACGAUAUGGAGAACCGCUUAGCAAAGUUAAAAAUUGAUGAUACAACCUCCGAAGACCAACUGAAAGAGAAACAGCAAGAAAUUGAACAGGAAUGCGAUGACCAUAUCAAGGAGCUCAAUAAUGUUUUUGCAAAAGUUGACGAUAGGAGACGUAAACGUGAUGUUCCUGAUUUUUUGUGUGGCAAAAUUAGUUUUGAGAUUCUUACUGAUCCUGUGAUAACGCCAUCAGGCAUAACUUAUGAGCGCAAAGAUAUCGAGGAACAUCUACAACGCGUUGGACAUUUCGACCCAGUUACACGCGUUAAGCUAACACAAGAUCAAUUGAUACCGAAUUUUUCCAUGAAAGAAGUUGUUGAUGGUUUUAUUGCUGAUAAUGAGUGGGCCUUACAUUAUUAAACAUUUAAAAUAUCGUUAAUUAAAGCUAUUUAUUUAUCGUUUGUACUUUUAACAUUUGUAUAUUUUACAUAAAAUUAUGUUCCAGAACUCCCACAAAAAAUCACUAAAAUAUGAAAAUGAAGAUAUGUCCUAUUUAUAUGCUGACUUGUUUAGUACAACUAUCAAAAAAUUAAUACAUUUUCCUAAUAAAAAAUAAAAUAAUUAGGUUAACAAAUUUCCAUGUAAAUAUAAAUUGAAUCAUAUGCAAUUAAGUAGGUCUGUCUAUAUUACACAGAAAACGGUUUAGUUUAAAUGUUAAAUUUGAGAUGCUUUAUUUCGCUCAACUCAAUGAUUCAAUCUCGAAAUUUUGGAAAAGUGUUAUUUGAAACCAUCUUAAAAUCGUGAUCAGAGCUGAAAAAAGUAUCAUUGAUUUGAGCAUUUUGUUAAUUAAUUUUAUAUUGCACUAGUAACCUUAAAAUUUAUAAACACGGCCAAAAUACGGUUAUGAUUAUGCGAAUCGCGACGUUAAAAAAUUGAUAUCAUUUUAAAAAAUGGUAAAAAAU